Messenger RNA from Conger conger (European conger), 6836 nucleotides. RefSeq names its product guanine nucleotide exchange factor VAV2-like. The record is from RefSeq and is a predicted model, not a curated record. Gene Ontology annotation, molecular function: protein binding; guanyl-nucleotide exchange factor activity. The coding region runs from base 1278 to 3917 and encodes 879 amino acids. Gene Ontology annotation, biological process: intracellular signal transduction; regulation of GTPase activity; cell migration. The transcript has 30 exons. Gene Ontology annotation, cellular component: cytoplasm. Lineage: Eukaryota; Metazoa; Chordata; Actinopteri; Anguilliformes; Congridae.
CCGCAAAGCCUGCUAUAGAGAAGGGAGCAUAGUUCGGAGGCAAAACACUAAAAACCACAAGGAACCAGCAGGGAGAAGGGACUCAAGAAAACAAAAGAAACGGCGAGAGGCAGCCCACUAUACAAACAAUCCGGAAUAUGCUCGUAGUGUUUCGGUUACACUACUUGUAAGAAGAGCUAUGGGAGAAACAAGAUGAACAUUCACUGGCAGCGCAUGUUUCUCUCUGGCUACCUCCUGCAGGACGAUGUUUCGAGCGCAGUGGACACAGUGUGAACAUUGAACAGGGCGUCGGGAAAACAUUUAUCCCAUUCUCCGCGCUGUGAAAAUAGUCGUAUACAAGCGAGGGCUAACGUCUUCGGAGUUUGCAAUCAUUAAACAAAAGGGAAAAUCUCUGAACUACGCUGAGAAGCAGUGUCAUACCCAGCACACUGAAGGCUGUGCGAAACCACACUUUGCUGCGUGGCUGAAGCGUACAAGAAUCUCCACCGCUGGAGCCCGGUGUACUGUAUGCUACAAGUAAUUUGUAGAAAGCAGUUGCAAAUUCAGAUGUUCUGCGAUGUUUCUGUUUGAAUGCUGAAGUUUUAGUGUAGCUACACAAAAGCACUCGUUGGUUUCCAGAAGGAAUUUCUUAUUAGGCUAAUUUUGGGAAUUGUGCCCUUUCCCACUUCAGGAUUAAAACGUUGAGAAGGUGUUGAUAAACAAAAAGACCUACGGAUUUAUUUUUGUCGUCAGAACAACUGAGGAUGAAGAAAAGAAAAACGCAUUUGUACUUUCUUUAGAUCUAUUGACGAAUAAUAGGUAAACCAACAGGAUUCUAAACCACUUUUUUCCAAGGGAGUGUCAUUCUGUCUCCAGAUUGUUGUCAAUGAUCUGGUCAAAGAAACUUAACCCUUUACCUGCCUAUUAUACAGUGUAAAUAAUUAUUUGAAUUUGGUGAAAGAAUAUAGCCUAGUUUGAGCCGAGUGGUCAUUACCUUUUUCCGACACAUCAAAUUCAACCGCUCGAGAGUGGACCAAAACACCCACAUGUACUGUGUUAUACAAGCGUCACCUGGAAAAUAACGGUAUACCGACAGAAACAACUUUUAAAACAAGUUUAUUACAAGUUUAUUAGCAAUUACAUUGCGCUCUACGAAAGAGACUGAAAGGAUUACGCCUGUCGCACUCGCGUGCCAGUAGGAAUCGCGGAGUUUCCCACUGAGUGAACCCGGAGCCUCCUGGACGUCAUCUCGCUGGUUCUAAGUAUUGGUAUAAAAACUCAUUUUUUUCACGACCGAAAUGGAGGAAUGGAGACAAUGCGGACGGUGGUUAAUCGACUGCAAAGUCUUGCCCCCGAACCACCGGGUCGUGUGGCCGUCCGCUGCCGUGUUCGACCUGGCACAGGCGCUCAGAGACGGCGUGCUCUUGUGUCAAAUGCUGCACAACCUCUCGCCCGGAUCCGUGGACCUAAAGGAGAUCAACUUCAGACCACAGAUGUCUCAGUUUCUGUGUCUGAAGAACAUCCGGACGUUCCUCAAGGUGUGCCACGAUAAGUUUGGCCUCCGCAGCAGCGAGCUCUUCGACCCCUUCGACCUCUUCGACGUGCGGGAUUUUGGGAAGGUCAUCUCAGCCCUCUCCCGAAUCUCCCAUCACAGCUUCGCCCAGAACAAGGGCAUCAGGCCAUUCCCAUCGGAGGACACAGCGGUAAAUGAAGACGACGUGUACCGGAGUCUGGAGGAGCUGGCAGACGAGCACGAUGUGGGAGAAGAUGACAUCUACGACUGCGUUCCGUGUGAGGACGAUGGUGAUGACAUCUACGAGGACAUCAUCAAGGUGGAAGUUCGACAGCCUAUGAUCAGGUACAUGCAGAAAAUGGGGAUGACUGAGGACGACAAGCGCAACUGCUGUCUGGUGGAGAUCCACGAGACCGAGGCCAAGUACUACAAAACCCUGGAGGACAUCGAGAAGAAUUAUAUGAUUCCACUCAAGCAGGUCCUCAGUCCUCAGGACAUGGAAGCCAUUUUUGUGAAUCUGGAGGACGUGAUUAAAGUCCACUUCUCCCUGCUGAGAGCCAUUGACAUGAAUAUGGUGGGCGGCGGCGGUGGUCUCGGGAAGAUCUUCCUGGAUUUCAAGGAAAGGUUGCUCAUAUAUGGCCAGUACUGCAGCCAGAUGGAGAACGCCCAGAAGACUCUGGACGAGCUAAUUGCCACACGCGAUGACGUCAGGAUGAAAGUGGAGGAGUGCACUUUGAAGGUUCAGGAAGGGAAAUUUAAACUCCAGGACCUGCUGGUGGUUCCCAUGCAGAGGGUCCUGAAGUACCAUCUCCUGCUAAAGGAGCUGCUGAGUCACUCAACUGACCGACCUGAGAGAGAGCAGCUAAGGGAGGCCCUGGAGGCCAUGCAGGAUUUGGCCAUGUAUAUAAACGAGGUGAAAAGGGACAACGAGACCCUGAAGAAAAUCAGCGAAUUUCAGAGUUCCAUAGAAAACCUUCAGGUGAAUCUGGAGGAGUAUGGAAGGCCAAAGAUAGACGGGGAGCUGAAGGUCUCAUCCAUCGUCAACCGCACCAAACAGGACAGGUACAUAUUCCUGUUUGACAAAGUGGUGAUCGUCUGUAAGCGCAAGGGCUACAGCUACGAGCUGAAGGAGAUCAUUGAGCUGCAGUCCUACAAGAUGUCCGACGACCCUAUGAACAACAGGGAUAUGAAGAAGUCCAGUGGAAAAAUGUGGUCCUAUGGGUUCUACCUGAUCCACCUGCAGGGGAAACAGGGCUUCCAGUUCUUCUGUAAAACCGAGGACACCAAGAGGAAGUGGAUGGAGCAGUUUGAGAUGGCCAUGUCCAACAUAAAGCCAGAGAGAGCCACAGCAAACCAGCACAACUUCCAGAUGCACACAUUUGAGAAGAACACCAACUGCAGGGCCUGCAAAAUGCUGCUGAGGGGCAUAUUCUACCAGGGAUACUACUGCUCGCGCUGUGGGACGGGAGCCCAUAAGGAGUGCCUGGAGGUUAUUACCAUCUGUAAGAUAAAUCCACAUGACUCGGAACCUGGACCCACUGCAUCAGGUCCCAAGAUGGUGGCAGUACGGAAUUACCAUGGGACCCCCUCCCCCCCCGGGAAACCCCCCCUCUCAUUCCAGACUGGUGAUGUCAUCGAGCUGCUGAAGGGAGAUCCCGAUACCUCCUGGUGGGAGGGAAGACUCGUCCAGACGCAGAAAACUGGCUUCUUCCCCAACUCCUGUGUGAAGCCCUGUCUAGAUCCCAAGCCAUUCCAGUCCUUUCCCAGUCGGCAGUCGUCUAGAGAAACGGAUUAUUACGUGUACCCAUGGUUUGCGGGGAACAUGGAGCGUCAGCAGGCCGAUAACCUGCUCAAGUCCCACAGCAGCGGAACCUACCUAAUCCGCGAAAGGACCGCCGAGGCGGAGAGAUUCGCCAUCAGCAUCAAGUUCAACGAUGAGGUGAAGCACAUUAAGGUUGUGGAGAAGGACAACUGGAUCCACAUCACAGAAGCAAAGAAGUUUGAGAGCCUUCUGGAGCUGGUGGAGUACUACCAGGCGCACUCCCUGAAGGAGAGCUUCAAGCUCCUAGACACCACGCUGCGGUACCCCUACAAAUCACGAGAACGAUCCACGUCCCGAGCCAGCACCCGCUCCCCAGCCCCCUGUGCUUCCUACAACUUCUCUUUCCUCAGCCCUCAGGGCCUCAACUUCUCCUCUCAGACCUCCGCCCCCUUCUGGUCAGUCUUCACGCCCAGGGUGGUCAGCACGGCAGUGGCCAGGUACAACUUCGCCGCCCGGGACAUGAGAGAGCUGUCGCUGCGGGAAGGGGACAUCGUGAAGAUCUACAGCAAGAUCGGGGGCGACCAGGGCUGGUGGAAGGGCGAGGCCAACGGCAGGAUUGGAUGGUUUCCCUCGACGUACGUCGAUGAGGAAGGAGUGCAGUGAUUGGACAAGAGGCUCUGAUGUCAUCCUUUCUCCUCCACUCAGAAGACUCAGUUCGCAGCCCUCUGAGAGGACUCCUGGGUUUCCACGGAAACUGCCUGUGAAAUAUUUUGCUGGACCCUGGCCUGGUUUUACAGUGAACACGUGUACUAAUGUUUUCUUUGGUCGUGUUAUGAAUCUGCUUGGUUUUUUUAAUUAUAAAAAUGUCCAGACAAGCUACGCGAAGAUAAAAUGGAUUCCGAAGUUGCCGGCUGCCUUUGUCAAACUGAAAUGGGCAGGCUUAUUAUGCAGACUGCCAUAGUGCAACUCAGAGAGUAAACGCACAAUGUGGUGACACAGGAGGCUGGCAACACUCUUGUACAGUAAUACUCUCCUGGACAAAUGCAGGGCAGUGGCAAGGGAGUAAUGUAAUGUAUAAAUAAUUUAUUUUAAGAGAUGGACCAAUAUUAAUGAAUAGAAAGUGGAAAGUCUAAGUCUGUUCUUUUGAACAAAAGCAGCAUCGGAAAGAGGAUGAAGAGAGAAGACACGAAGCGUCUUUGCUGGGAGAAUUUGCCUUAGUUGUCAUGGCAAUGCCUUUGCGGGUAGACAGGGGCGGGGGUGGGGAGGAGGACGGAUAGUUUCGCACAGGAAGUUACUCUGUCCGAGCAGGAAGUUACUCCGUCCACGCACGCUGUGCCUUGGAGACAUAGCCAGCAGCAUCCCUGAACUCUGACUGGUCACAGUCACUGGUCACCGUGUGACACCAAGACCAUGAGCGUGGCGUCCAUUUCAGGAAGCAGGCGGGCGGCACAGACACGAAAUCUGUGGCCAUGACAACCGGAGUGGUCAGAAGAGGCUGCCGCCACAGGUCCCACCUCCGUCAGCCAUCUGCCCAUCAUUGGGCUGUCCGUCCAUCUGUCUAAACCACUGUCACACAGAGAGACCCCAUCCUACAGACCCCCCUCCCCUCUCUUACAGAUGUGUAGUAGCCCCCCCACUGUGGUGAAAUUGAAAUGGGGAAAUUUCAGUGGACUGAGUGCAGCAGCAGUAAUUGCUAUAUUCAGCGGUUAAAAUGGACAGUUGGAAGGGAGGUUGAUACUCUUGAGUUAAAGGGUGCUCAUUUAUCCUUGAGCCAUGUGACAGCACUUUAAAACCAUGGGUACUUGUGUCAAAUGGGAUUCAAAAGGGAAGUUGCAGUCAUUUCAGCGCCCUCUGGAGCACAUGAUGUGGGAAAUCUAUUGAACCUUUUCACUAUGUUUACACACAUCGGAUUUUACCUGAACCCAAACGCUCUACAGACAGAACAAUAUAGCCAUUUCAUUAAAAAAAAAAAAAACCCUCCAAAUUCAACAUGUGUUUUGUACCAGUUUUUACUUUGGAUAUUUUAUCUGUGGUCCUAUUUUUUAAUUUUCGAAGGUAAAGCUGUCACUUUUCGUACCUCUGCCUUAUUUAUUAAUGAACCUCUGGUGCUCUGAUUUUUUUUUUUUUUUUUGAUGUUUAGAUAAUCAGCAACAUCCGUCUUUCUUGUACCGUGGCAACUGGCUGUGUGGACGCCAGCCUCAAUUCUUUAAGGGUGUAUUUUAAAAACAAUUUAAAAAAUAACCUUAUUCAAGUACAGGCAGAAAGUAAGAAAUAUGAAAUAUGACACUAGAACAGGGAGCAUAACUGUAAGGAGAAACAGUGGCUACUGGGUGGGUCAUCUUCUGUUCCAGUGUGUGGAUGGGCCCCACAGUCUGGUAUCUGUUAAGGCUUUUCUAGUUUGUGGAUGGGCCCCACAGUCUGGUAUCUGUUAAGGCUCUGUUCCAGGGUGUGGAGGGGUCCCAUGGUUUUGUAUCUGUUAAGGCUCUGUUCCAGGGUGUGGAGGGGUCCCAUGGUCUUGUAUCUUAAGGCUCUAUUCCAGUGUGAGGAUGGGUUCCAUGGUCUGGUAUAAAUUCUGCCAGUGCUGGCAGGGUGAUGCACAAUUGACUUUCGUGUCACCAAGGGAUGGGAGGUUUUCAGUCAGUUGCAGAGACACCAAGAGUCUUCCUCCAACUAGCGUCUGUGUGGGGCUUGCACAUUAAGAACCUUGUGAUAAGAAGCGGCAGCUGUUCUUCUGAGGAGAGCACAUUUUCAUACACGGCUCGUCAACACGUCCAUGUAUAAGUAAAAUAAUUUGGAAAAACACAAGGGCACAAUUCCAGCCACAUCUAACCAUUGGGAUCAAACCUGUAGACUGAUCGCUUAUUUAUCAUGCACUUCUGUGGUCUAGGUCCGUCAGCCUGAGGUUUAAAGUCCAACAAAGUUGGCUGCAGUUGCCCCAAGGGUGUUAGAAGCUCUAUAGUUCCAGUUCCUUGUAUAGUUGUUUCCCCCAGGCAAGAUGCCCCUGCUGACAGAAACACAUUAGAGAGAGACCACUCCAGGUUUUGGAGAUCCAUGGUCCUCGUAACUCGAGUGAUAUCUGGAAAACCAGGCGCUACAGAGUUCAGUAUCCCAUCUAUCCCAUGAAUCUCCAGUAGACAGGACCACCAUAUGGAAUAAUAGGGGAAUAAUAGGGAAUAGGGGAAAAACAUGAAACAAGCAGGAUCAUUGUUUUGAACACCUGUAGCACCUGUAGUCUUAAGACUACUGGGCGGGUCUGGGAGCAGCUUCACACCCUCUGCUGAGUGACAGGCCAGAGGCCUGACCUUGUCUCCGCGGAAACUGGAACCGAGCGAUCUCCAGGUUGUACGGCCGGAAGAGGAAAUGGAGAAGAUAGGACACAGAGAGCGUUCGGAAAACGGGGAGUUCCACUGCAGUCUCUUGUCAAGGAAACCCGCUGCAUGCGGUUAUAGAGGUCUCAUCUCCUGACUGUAAAUCCUUUGAACAAAGAAACCCUAAAUAUGUUCCUUUUUUUUUUUUUAUUAAAAAAAGGUCAAUCAUUUCAAUUAGAUCUAUCAUUAAAUAAAAUGUCUCUUUUUUUGUUAA